ACGAGAUGUAUAUAAAUGGGGCUUUAUGGCACCCCCAUUACUGCUUGUCUCCAAUUCAUAUUCCUCACUUUUGCAACAAAAUCCACGAAGAGACUACACCAACAAAUGGAGGCAUUGAGGAUAAGACUAUUUUUGGCUAUGAUGGUGGUGUUGAUGGCCAUGUCAGCGGUCCAAUAUGUUGCGGCAGCUGAUGCACCGGCCCCUACUCCUACCUCAGAUGCCACCGCAUUCGUGCCGACGGCAUUUGCUUCCCUUGUCGCUCUUGCGUUUGGUCUCCUCUUUUAAAAUGGAUGAAUUGUAUUGGUUGUUGAUAUUUCAAUAUUGGGGGUUAUGUAGAGUUCUUUUGUCUUCUUUUAUUCAUUCUCUCUAAAGGCCAUACAACUCUUAUGGAGAUGGAAAAAAGAUAGAGAAAAGGUGGAGAUUUUUUUUCUUUUUCUACUUUAAUUUUUCCUUAUGACAAUUGGUUGAUGUAUUCAUUGUUUUGAUUUUAAUGUAUAUUUGAUGUGAUUUGUUUGUUGGUGACCUAAUGAAGUUUUUGUUUGCUUAUAA
Molecule: messenger RNA, 549 nt
Organism: Gossypium raimondii (Peruvian cotton)
Lineage: Eukaryota; Viridiplantae; Streptophyta; Magnoliopsida; Malvales; Malvaceae
Product: arabinogalactan protein 13
Exons: 1
Coding region: 16-285 (89 amino acids)
Source: RefSeq, a predicted model, not a curated record